AGUGGAUGGUUCCAUCGUUGCCUGUCUUUGCCGCCAUCUUCGACCACCAAGAAAUAUUUUUCCGAAGAACAUGAGCAGUCAGGCGUCUAGUAUAAACGCAGUCAGGGAUAAGUUAGAGGCUAUAGAAUAUCCUUACUGCGAUGAUGUGUCCAAAUAUGAGAAACUGGCCAAGAUCGGACAGGGCACGUUUGGGGAGGUGUUCAAGGCCAGGCACAGGAAAACCAAGCAGUUUGUGGCCCUGAAAAAGGUGCUGAUGGAGAAUGAGAAGGAAGGGUUUCCCAUUACAGCUCUGAGAGAGAUCAAGAUUCUUCAGAUGGUGAAGCAUGAAAAUGUUGUGCAGCUGCUGGAGAUCUGCAGAACUAAAGCGUCCCCUCUAAAUCGCUUCAAAGGCAGUAUUUACCUGGUGUUCGAUUUCUGCGAGCACGACCUGGCGGGGCUGCUGAGUAACGCUAAUGUCAAGUUCACCCUCAGUGAGAUCAAGAAGGUGAUGCAGCAGCUCCUGAACGGCCUGUACUACAUCCACAGGAACAAGAUACUGCACAGGGACAUGAAGGCUGCUAACAUACUGAUCAACAAACAUGGUGUGCUGAAGCUGGCUGACUUUGGACUGGCCAGAGCGUUCAGUGUGACCAAGAGUGGACAGGCUAACAGAUACACCAACAGGGUGGUAACACUAUGGUAUCGGCCUCCUGAACUGCUGCUUGGUGAGCGGAAUUACGGUCCUCCCAUAGACCUGUGGGGGGCCGGCUGUAUCAUGGCAGAAAUGUGGACCAGAAGCCCCAUCAUGCAGGGUAACACAGAACAGCAUCAAUUGACUCUAAUCUCCCAGCUCUGUGGCUCUAUAAGUGCCGAGGUCUGGCCUAGUGUGGAAAAACUGGACCUCUUCUCCAAGCUGGAACUGCCAAAAGGACAGAAGAGAAAAGUCAAGGAGCGUCUGCGAGCUUAUGUCAAGGACCCUUACGCUCUAGACCUGAUAGACAGACUCCUGACUCUGGAUCCCACCAAGAGAAUAGACAGUGACGAUGCCCUGAAUCAUGACUUUUUCUGGGAGGACCCCUUACCAGUGGACCUUCAGAAGAUGUUGUCAAUGCACAACACGUCUAUGUUUGAGUACUGGGCACCACCAAGAAGAAGAGGGCAUGCGCACGGGCCACAGGCUCCUGGGAGAAACCAGCCGGCUAACAAUGAUGCCACUUACGAUAGAGUCUUUUGAAAGAGUUAUCUUCCCACUGCAGAAAAUGAUGCGACGUAUGAUAAGAGUCUUCUGAAACAGUUAUCUUCCCACUGUUGAAAAAGCUCACACACGCAUCCCACUUCUGACACAUGUGUCAGGAGGCAUAGUCUCAAUGUAUGUUUCUAACUCUUUAAAUCAACCAAAAUCUACUACUAACACAUGGACCUUCCACCAUCCUGGACUCUCCACCAGUGAGGCUUCCCUCUGUAUCUAGGUCAAUUUGGGCACUUCUAAAUCCUUAUCAGUGACCCAUCACACCUUGCUUUUCUUGUUGUUACUUAUACUAGUAGUUACCAAGGUUAUUGAAGACAAUAGAUCCCAAAAGGAAAUGCAAUAUGUCACAUAUACAAAAUGGAUAAUAGCUGCAUCUCUAUUCAUGAUUCAAGUAUAUAUGCAGCCAUACCAUCAAGGGAACACAAAAGAUAUUGUCAUGUACACUUUAUUGUAAAAACACAAACAGCUGCCAUAAGGUUGUUUGGUAGACUUAUUACAAUUAUGAAAGUGUAGUAUUAAAUAAAAGUUAAGUUCCUGGAUGUGGGAUCAAGCAUAUUUUGACAAGUUAAUAAAAAACUAAUUGUGUGUAAACUUACUUUUGUUAAUAUGCUACCAAGUAAGUCGGGAACAUUUCCUUUCUACUACAGGUACCAUUAAUUAUGAUUGUUAGCCCUUCCUACAUUGUAUAUUCCUGUAGACAAUACCUCAUGUAUACUUUUGGGUAGGCAAAAAAAUGACUACUGAAAGCAGAAUGUACAUUGUAUAUAUGGUGUAAAUUAUUUUUCACCUUCAUACUUUCUCAUUUGUCCUAACGUUUGAGUAAGUACAUGUACUGGGAUGGAAAUUUACUUUUAGGAAUGUAUGUACCUGAACUAAAAAGUGACAUGUUGAUGCACGGAAAUGAUUUUUGGUUCAAAACAUAAGAUCGUGAAAAAUGAGAAGAAACAAGAUAGAGCACUGAAGAAUAUGCUGUAUACUAGUGUAUAACUAUACAAUUAUCUAGGUACACCUUUGCACUCACAGUAAAAAAACUAGGUUCACAGCUCCAAUUUUGGGUGCACAGAAGUUCACAUGCACACAGUACUUUGAAUCCUUAUUUAUUACCUAGUUCUGAAGUUAUUCACCAUCAUCAUUGUAAUCAAUAGACUUACUUGAAACAGUCAAAAUUUUAUUUUCUAUCCAUGAGAAGUUGACUUGCAUAAAAAAGACACACUGUGGUGUACGAACAUUCCUUCAAUACAACAUGUGACUUUAGCUGUUUUGAUGGUAAUGUUUUUCUGAGUUUGCCUUCUAUGACUACCAUUUCCCUAGGUAUCAUUAAAAGAUGUCAAUAAGAUCUUUC
Branchiostoma floridae (Florida lancelet) is the source of this 2570-nucleotide messenger RNA. Its product is annotated as cyclin-dependent kinase 9-like. Lineage: Eukaryota; Metazoa; Chordata; Leptocardii; Amphioxiformes; Branchiostomatidae. Bases 71 to 1213 code for a protein of 380 amino acids. Gene Ontology annotation, cellular component: nucleus. The transcript has 7 exons. Gene Ontology annotation, biological process: protein phosphorylation. Gene Ontology annotation, molecular function: cyclin-dependent protein serine/threonine kinase activity; ATP binding. The record is from RefSeq and is a predicted model, not a curated record.